This is a messenger RNA of Closterium sp. NIES-67, 2427 nucleotides long. The record is from the annotation of a GenBank genome assembly. NCBI's taxonomy places the organism in Eukaryota, Viridiplantae, Streptophyta, Zygnematophyceae, Desmidiales, Closteriaceae.
GGAAAGGUAGCGCCAGGGGUUUUCAACAGCUACCAAAAUCCGAGAGGCUCGAUUGCCUCGUUGGAAGUAGGCGGGCGGGCUUAUUGGAGUCGGUAACCAAUUCGUGCAACUAAGCGAAGCACUGCUUGGCUUUUACCCUUUCUCUGAGUUUCCUUCUCUAAAAGCUCUUCUGUCUGAGCUCACACCGUAGAACAUCCUUCAUGGGCCCCACAUGCACGUCAACAAGUUCUUAGACGAAUGUGCCUUUCCGUUAGCUGUACCACUUCUUGUUCCUUCUAGUCAAGACCGAUGGCCAUAGGCUCGUCACGGCACGGAUAUGCGUCCAGAUCCGCGGCGCACGGCAAGGGGUCGUCUUUAAUUACCUGGGUAAUUAAAUGGCUCCCUCUAGUUCUCCUACUAUGGAUACUACUCGCGUGGACAGCGCCGCAGCACAUCCUCUCACACAUGUUCGGUGUAACCUACGCCACGCCGGCUUCUAUCGCGUACGCGGAAGCCGAGUCAGCGGCGGGGGCGGCGGCAAUCGCGGAGGAGGAUGGCGGCAGUGGCGACGACAUGGGGAAGUACGCGAGAGCGGGCGACGGCGGCCGGGGCCUAGAGGAAGGGACAGCGGAGGGCGGCGGGGGUCCCUUGGACGACGAGGGUCCAUUGGAGUUGCCGCUCCGAGUGUACCUGUAUCCGCUUCCUGCCGCCUUCAACUUCGCCAUGCUCCAGGCGCAGUGGAACGUGGGGUGCCGUCUGGACAUACUCGCCCAGCACGGCGUGCCCCCCUCCUGGAACUUCAACGCCUCCUCCUCCUCCUCCUCCUCCUCUACCUCCUCUCUCGCCACGUCAGCAGACGGCGAUGCUGACGGGGACGGAGAUGACUCCCUAGACCAAGCUGCCACCGCCACUGUAGGGGUAGCGGGAGGAGGGGAAGAAGGUGGUGUUGGCGGUAUCGGUGGUGGUGCGAAGGACAUGCAUCUGCCGUUGCUAGAGGACACGGACGAGCUGGCGAGGGCGUCGGGAUGGUCGUCUGAGGCGGUGGCAGUGCAGGUGCCGUGCUACCACAACUUCCCCUACUACUGGCAGCACAGCGUCGAGUACUACCUCACGCUCUCGCUGCUCUUCGGGUCGGAGGCGGUAGUGCGCGUGGAGGAGCCGUCUCACGCGGACAUCGUGUUCCUGCCUUACUUCUCCACGCUCGCCUUCCGACUCAAGGCCAACGCGCCCCUGAACGCGCGGCUGCUGCCUGUCAUCCCGCGCUUGGCCACGCACCCACUGUUGGUGCCAGCCGUGUACCCGGUGACCUUUGCCAACCAUUCGCGCGCCAUGCAGCCCGUCAGGAAGAUGGCUGUCGACCUUGACAUGUACCCACCCAUGGACGCGGACCCGCUGAUAGACGUGGUGGUGCCGUAUGCAGCCCUGGUGCCCGCGUACUCCGAUGAUCCAGGGGCGUGGCACCAGCGGCCCACGCUGCUCUACUUCCGCGGCAACAAGUGGCGCGCUCAAUCUACUGAGGGCCAGCCAGUGCGCAGGGCACUAGCAGAGGUGCUGGCAGGGCAGCGGGGCGUGGUGUUUGAGGCGGCUCUGGCGUAUGACGAGGACAACAUCAUGGGGGCCGCGGGGGGGCUCCGACGAGCCAAGUACUGCCUCUCGCCCGAAGGCGACACUUCGUCGAGCUGUCGGCUGUUCGACAGCAUCCUAUCGGGGUGCGUGCCUGUGGUGGUGUCGGACGCCAUCGACCUGCCCUUUGAGGACCGCAUCGACUACUCCACCUUCGCCCUCUUUGUGCCCACCGCCCUCGCUGUCCGCCCGGGGCACCUGCUGGAGCUGCUGAGGGGGCAGAGCCGCACGCAGUGGCAGCUGCGCUGGGCCAACAUGCGCCGGCUGCGGAAGCACUUCGAGUUCUCAUCGCCUCCUGAGUCCGGGGGAGCGGAGGACACGGUGUGGCGGGCGGUGUCGAGGAGAAUGCGCGGCAGCACGGCGAGCGCGGGGGCGCAACGCAACCGGCGGCAGCGCCUGAGACUGCUGCUGCGGCAACUGGCGCAUUACGGACUGAAUGCCUCGCACCUGCAGCAGCCCGUGCACGUGCGCCCGCCCGUGCACCUCUAGUAGUAGGAUCUGAGCAAUCCCCUAUGUAAACCACAGCUAGAGAGGCUGAAGCUGCUUCUGCAGUGGGGUGGAUGGCAUGGCACACAAUGGGCGCACAUGCAGCAGCCCUUGCACGUGCGUGCCGCUAACCCCCGUGCACCUUUAGCGGGUAGUUCAUUCCAAGGUCGAUCAGAGAUAAUCUGCACGAAAGAGGCCGAGGCUGCUGCUGCUGCUGCAGCUGGCGUAGCAUGGGUGGCACACUACGGGCCUGCACCUGUGCACGUGCGGGCGCCUGAACACUUUCAGUAGUUUGUAAAUCGGAGAGAAACUGCUUCAUAAGAAAAUGUGAUGAUGUAG